GGGAGGGGAAGGAAGGGGCCAUGGCCGCCUGCUGAGGCGGCGGCGGCGGGGGGGAGGGGGUGGCUCGACCCCCGGCUCCGGGAGGCGAGGCGAGGGCGGACGGACGGACGGACAUGGGUCCCCGGAGGAAUAGCAGCAGCAGCAGCAGCCGCCGCCGUCGCCGCCGCCGGAGGACGCGGUCCUGAGAGGCCCCGGGGCCCAGGCGCAGCCCCCCGGGCGGGCUGUGUUGCCGCCUGCUGUGCUAUGAGCAGUCAGAACGUCUUCUCCACGAGAGUUUGCAAAUGAAAAUGGAGGAAAUGUCUUUGUCUGGCCUGGAUAACAGCAAGCUGGAGGCCAUUGCUCAUGAGAUUUAUACAGACCUGGUGGAAGACGCUUGUCUGGGACUCUGCUUUGAGGUGCACCGGGCUGUCAAGUGUGGCUACUUCUUCUUGGAUGACACAGACCCUGACAGCAUGAAGGACUUUGAGAUUGUAGACCAGCCUGGAGUGGAUAUCUUCGGGCAAGUGUACAAUCAGUGGAAGAACAAGGAAUGUGUUUGCCCCAACUGCAGCCGCAGCAUCGCCGCCUCCCGCUUUGCUCCCCACCUGGAGAAGUGUCUGGGCAUGGGCCGAAAUAGCAGCCGCAUCGCCAACCGUCGGAUCGCCAGCAGCAACAACAUGAAUAAGUCUGAGAGCGACCAGGAAGACAACGAUGAUAUCAAUGACAACGACUGGUUUUAUGGCUCGGAGAAGAAAGCAAAGAAGAGAAAAUCAGACAAGAACCCCAACUCCCCUCGAAGGUCCAAGUCGUUAAAACACAAAAAUGGGGAACUUAGCAGCAAUUCAGAUCCUUUUAAGUAUAGCAACUCUUCUGGGAUCAACUAUGAAACGCUGGGUCCUGAGGAGCUUCGAACCCUGCUUACCACACAAUGUGGGGUGAUCUCUGAACAUACAAAGAAGAUGUGUACUAGGUCCCUUCGCUGCCCCCAGCACACGGAUGAGCAGAGACGGGCUGUGCGUGUCUACUUCCUGGGCCCCUCAGCCCCUUUGCCUGAGGCAGAGGGCUCUGUAGAGAACGACAGCUUUGAUGUGGCUGACAGCCAGGCCCUGAUGAGCCGGCUACAGUGGGAUGGCUCCUCUGAUCUCUCACCCUCUGACUCUGCUUCUUCCAAGACGAGCACUAAUAACUCUGAAUCAAGGAAGACCAAGAAAAAGAAACCCCACCUAAGUCUGGUGGGGGCAGCUCCAGGCCUCAGCUCCAACAAGAAGAAGAAGCCAAAGCCCCCUGCACCCCCCACACCUAGCAUCUAUGAUGACAUCAAUUGACCAGAGGCUGGAGGGUGUUCCCUUAUCUGGGCCAAUCUCCCCCAUCCCACCCCAAUUCUGGUUGACAGGUGGCAGCCUUCGGCAAAGGCCGGGGAUUUGGGGUUGUGAAGUAUGGGGGGGGAUCACACCAGCUCCUGGUUUGAACCACAGCAUGAUGGCAGGAUCCUAUUGACUGUGCACGACCCUCAGGCGUGCAGGACUCAGACCUGGACAUACUCUGCCUUGAACAAGUUUUUCUGGGGAGAGUGUUUUUUUAUUUAUUCUGUGAUUUCCUGGAUGUCCAGCUGGGAUUGAGAGGAGCGGGGCCAGACUUGGAUACCAUGCUAGGGUGCAUAUACUGCCUGCCUUUCACCCCAGGGAUUGAAUGAAAUCCCAUGGAAGGCACAUUGUGGCUGUCCUGGGGGCUGUGCAUUGGGAACUGAGCCCCAAAGAGGCCCGUCUGCCUUUCGCAAUGUGAAUGGGUCUGGUGCUUGUGGCUGAGGGCUACUCUGCUGCCCGUUCCCAGAGUCCUGUCCAAUGACCCUCUUCCUGGAGUGGGUGGGUAGGCACAGAGUAUCCCCUUCUUGGGGCAGUUCAGACUGGUUCCCCUCUCCACCUUUCUCCUCAGUAUCUUAGGGUCACCCGGGCCAUGUGAGCCCCCCCUCUGUUGGAGAGCCAAGAGGGGCUGCCAGAAACCUCUGGCUUCAGGGAAUGGGAAGGGAGAGGGGAGGAAGGGGAAACUGCUUAUCGGAACUUUCCUUUUCCCCCUUCCCUAAACCCCAGAACCCUUGGGGGACAGGGCCCCAAAGUGAGUGGGAACGGUGCUGCUUUAUUUGAAAUGUUUUCUUACCUCAUCCCCUGCCCUGGGAAAGGGCCCAGCCUCACCCUCAGGGUGGCCCCAAGUUCCCCCUGCUUACCCUUUUGUCCUGAUAGGACUCCCCAGGUCCUUAUUUGCUGCUUGCUGCCCUCUUUCACUCCUAUGUGCUUUAGUUCAUCUCUUGCCUUUCCUUCUUAGCUUCCCCCCCCCCCCCCAAGUUAUUUAUUCUGGACUUGUGGUCUGACAUUCUGAGGAGAGUCCUGAUCUUAUAUAGUGGUUGGGAAGAGGAUAGAUGUGCCCAUAGGCUUGUACCAGAGGAGAAAAAGACCUAGUACACCAGAUAUUGCCCAUUACAUCCUGCAAAGUUGGAAUGGAAGUAUUCCCUUUUCCCUCCACCUUACCACCCAGACCCAUCAGGCCUGGGGGUCUGGGAUACUUACCAGUUUUGAAAGUUAGUGGGAAUACUACUGGACUUGAAACACAAUAUCCUGAGUAACCUUGUGGAGGGAGUGGGGUGGGCAUUUAUCUUUCCUCCCAGGAUGGGGAAAUCCAAUACUGAUCUGGCCUACUGGAUCCUAGCAUUAGUAGACAGGACUGGAUUAACAAAUUUGGGUGGGUCCUGGAUAGCUAGCAGAUUGGGGGACCCCCCCAAUUCCUACCCACCAUCUCCAACUCCCUGGCUGGGCCUGGUUACUGAUUGGUUUUUAACCCAAGAAUUUUGUUUUUUAAAGGAAGAAAUAAAGCCAAACCUGAGUGUGAGAGUAGAAGCUGGGCCCCAGGGCAAUCCCUGCCCCGUAUUUACAAUAACCCUCCCCCUUUUUGGAGGGAACCUAGCGCUCCUUAGCCCUUCCAAAUCAUGUCUUGGAAGCAGGUUGGUAUUGGAGAAGGGGCAAUCCUGCUGGUUGGGUGGGGGCAUGGAACCCCCACCUUCUGAGAGGUGACAACAGCUCCCCGGGGCCCAGUGAUGCUUUUAUUAUACUGAGGCCCAGGUGGUUCCUACCUUCCCCUUCCUGUCUGAAGAGGGAAAGCUAGGAAGCAUUUUGGGAGAUUUCCCAAUGUUGACUUGCCCAACUACGAUUCAGCUCUCUGGGCACAGCCCCACUCCCUGCUGGGCUAUAUGAGAUGAGCCUGGCCCAGCUGGGAUCUUUAGGGAACAAUUUCUUUCCCUUUGGGGAAAGAGGGCUUACUGCCCUUUAAUUGCUGGGUUAGGAGCUUUCCAGGCCUCUCCCUUUCCCUUCUCUAGUAACAGGCUAUGUGGAUUUUGCUUCCCUUCCUUCCCCUAGUUCCCAGCUAGAUGUACUGUCCAUCCUGUAGCCUCUCAUGUGUCUGAGUAUGUGUGUGGGGGUUCUGUAUUGAUUUUUCUUUGUGGCCGGUGGCUUUUCUCCUUCCAUGCAUCACUCCCCCCCUGCAUGCCCAGGGGCCACCUGCCUGGCACUAAUGCAUGCUGGGGCCAUUGGGAGGGAGGGGUGUUGCUGUCCUGUGGUUUUGAAAUUUUAUUUUUGCAUAUGUAAUCCAUCUUGUACAGGUAGCUAACUUUGUAAACGCUGUGUAUUCCCCAUCCCCCAUGGCUGCUGGUGUAAAUAAAUUGCAUUUUCCUGUU
Messenger RNA from Trichosurus vulpecula (common brushtail), 3700 nucleotides. It is a transcript of the gene ATXN7L3, whose product is annotated as ataxin 7 like 3. NCBI's taxonomy places the organism in Eukaryota, Metazoa, Chordata, Mammalia, Diprotodontia, Phalangeridae. Gene Ontology annotation, molecular function: transcription coactivator activity. The coding region runs from base 282 to 1304 and encodes 340 amino acids. The record is from RefSeq and is a predicted model, not a curated record. The transcript has 13 exons. Gene Ontology annotation, cellular component: SAGA complex; DUBm complex. Gene Ontology annotation, biological process: positive regulation of DNA-templated transcription; regulation of transcription by RNA polymerase II.